Liolophura sinensis is the source of this 12355-nucleotide messenger RNA. Its product is annotated as multiple PDZ domain protein-like. Lineage: Eukaryota; Metazoa; Mollusca; Polyplacophora; Chitonida; Chitonidae. The record is from RefSeq and is a predicted model, not a curated record. The transcript has 42 exons. The coding region runs from base 206 to 7282 and encodes 2358 amino acids. Gene Ontology annotation, molecular function: protein binding.
GAUUAUUUGGGAGGAAAAAACCCCUCUCAGGAAUGUCGAUGGCACUGAAAGUUUUGAUCGACGGGUAUAAACCUUCAAACUCAGAGGAGCAGGAAGCAAAGGCUGUUGGCAAAGUGUUCCCGGUCGAUUAUACUCCUGAAUGGCUGUGAGUGGAACAGGGAGCUGGACGUGAGAGUUUCACAAUCAAGUUUCCUUGACAACAGACAUGUCCUUACAAUUAGAAUCUCAGAAGGUUUCUCGCAUUAUUGAGUCUCUUCAGGCCAAAAUUGGUGGUGGGGACCUGUGUGCUGAUGAACUGUCUUCCAUUGUGUGUAUGUUACGGAGUCCUGGCUUCCAAAAGUUGUUGACGUUACAAGAUUCCAUUCAAGAGCUUCAGCACUUGGCUUCAGUACAGGGAAUUUCUGAAGAGGAUUUUGACUUCUCCCCAUGUGGCGAGCUAUUAAUCAGUGAUAACCCAGAUGGAGCAGUCAUAAAACCUGUUGAGGACAACCAACUAGAAUCUGACCCUUCCGGUGAACAGGCUUAUGCUGGACCUGGCGGUGCCAUAUCAACUCAUAAAUAUAACAUCGAAUUCCAGAGAGCUAUAGAAAAGUCUGCCCAAGGCAGAGAAGUGGAAACUAUUCAGCUUGUGAAAGAAGAAAACAAGAGUUUGGGAUUCAGCGUGGUGGGACUCAAAAGUGAAAACCAAGGCGACCUUGGCAUUUUUGUGCAAGGAAUUCAACCAGGUGGAAUUGCACACAAAGAUGGCAGGCUACAGGAAGGGGAUCAGAUCCUUGCUAUUGAUGGCCAACCAUUAGACAUCUCCCAUCACCAGGCCAUCAAGAUCCUGCAGAGUGCAAGCGGCUUUGUGGAGGUAGUGGUUGCUCGCGGUUCUAUUCCUGCUUUUGAGCAGUCUGAGAGUGAGACAACAGAGCCUGCUAACACUGGCGCCUCGGAUCAGUCUGCGGAUAUGGUGUUAAACACAGACUGGACCCAGAUUGAAGUAAUAGAUGUUAUAAAUGAUGGCAGUGGGUUGGGCUUUGGUAUCAUCGGAGGAAGGAGUACUGGUGUUGUGGUCAAAACCAUUCUUCCUGGAGGGGUUGCCGAUAAUGAUGGCAGGCUGCGAAGUGGUGAUCACAUUCUCCAAAUCGGGGAUGUGAACGUGCGAGGUAUGAGCUCCGAGCAGGUAGCGUCCGUCCUGCGACAAUCUGGCAGUCAUGUGCGCCUGGUUGUGGCCCGUGCUGUCAUGGAACCAGCCCCUAAUCCUGUCGCCCAUGCCCCUAUCAUUCCCACCAACCAGCUGGAUGAACAGUUACAGAAUCUGUUUGGUUCAGACAGCCAAGAGAAUAUUGAUCUCUCAGGGCUUACAGAAGAACAGAUGAAGAGUCUACGAUCUAACCCACCAAUACUUCCAGGGUUUCUCGGUGCAGUGGAGGUUUACCCUCAACCAGAGGACACUGAGUCUGAUUCCCCUGAUAUGGAAAUGUUCGAUGUGGAACUUAUUAAGGAUUCUCAGGGACUUGGCAUCACCAUUGCUGGCUAUGUAGGAGGGGAGAAGUCAUCAAGUGAAGAUGAAUUAUCGGGUAUUUUUGUGAAAAGCAUAGGAGAGGGCAGUGCUGCAGCUGUUGAUGGGAGAAUAGCUGUCAACGACCAAAUUGUUGAGGUUGAUGGUCAAUCACUACAAGGCUUUACGAACCACCAAGCUGUGGACGUACUGCGUACAACAGGGCAGAUUGUACACCUGAAGCUGAUCCGAUACAAACAUGGCCCCAAAUACGAACAGCUACAACAGUACCAUGCUCAGUCAAACCAAUUGUCAAUGGAUGGCCAGCCUAUGAUCUUACAAAAUGGAUCUGUGGAAGAGUUUGACUCUUUUACCUCACAAGUUUACCAUGCACUUGAUAAGCCAGUGGCCUUGGAAAAUAUCAACAUUUACACAGAGGACUAUAGUGGUGAUCUGCUGCCAGAUGUGGAAGCUGCCAUCAAGGCCUGUUGGGAACCUAUUGUUGGGGAAGAUUUUGAAGUGACGGUGGCUCAGUUGUCCAAAUUCCAAGAUGGUGGUGGGCUAGGGAUAAGCCUGGAGGGAACAGUGGAUGUGGAGAAUGGUGUGGAGGUGCGUCCCCACCAUUACAUCCGCUCCAUCCUGCCCCAGGGACCUGUGGGACUUAAUGGCAGACUUCAGAGUGGAGAUGAACUCUUGGAGGUUAAUGGUAAACGCCUGCUCGGGUUGAACCAUGUAGAAGUGGUUAGCAUUCUGAAGGAGCUGCCACGCCAUGUUCGGAUCGUGUGUGCCAGAAGACAGAAACCUGCCCCAGAAACCUAUGCACAAAACAAAGACGAUAAGUUCUUUACCUCGUCAUUCUACACCGGAGUGCAGGCCAGUUCAGCGCCCAUGUAUGACCGACUGGUCAAGUCCAAGUCCGAGAUGGCCUUGUCCUCUCCUGACCAUACUGCUGUCCAGAACUCGCUUAACAAGAUGAAGUCCAGGUCACUGGAACCACUGACAGGCUUAGCCAUGUGGAGUAGUGAACCAGUGGUCAUAGAACUCACCAAAGGUGAUAAGGGACUUGGCUUUAGCAUUCUAGACUAUCAGGACCCCAUGAAUCCAUCAGAUACAGUGAUAGUUAUUCGAAGUCUGGUGCCAGGGGGAGUUGCACAACAAGAUGGCCGAUUGGUACCUGGAGAUCGACUGAUCUUUGUUGGAGAAGUCAACCUGGAGAAUGCCACUUUAGAUCAGGCUGUGCAAGCUCUUAAGGGAGCUCCCAAGGGACUUGUACGAAUUGGGGUUGCCAAACCGUUACCAAUACCAGAAAGCUUACACGAAAGUCCAGAGACCCCUGCCUUAAGCACCAAUGUUGAGGGUGCUCCCGUGUUGAGUAUAAACACAGAGGUGAAUCAGGGUAAAGACACAAGUGAUGGGGAAAUCUCCGGGCCAGCUUUGUCACCAGCUCUCCCUGAUUUCCCAAAAGUUUACUCUCCUUUGAUACUGAGUUCAGACUCCGAACCAGAGACUAAUAUGAUCGCUGAGCUGGACUUAGAGAGAGCUUUUGAGGAGAACCUGUCGAGAGAAGACUUAUCAGAGUCUACAAAGAGGCAUUCUUUUACUUCCCAAACAUUACUUCAUGCUCCUGGAGAAGAAGGGGUUUCAGGGACUGCCUUGCCUUGCGAGGACCAAGCUUCCAUAAUGGACAGUUCUGUAACUGGUGAUGUGGAACAGUUUUCAAGUAUUCAGCCUGUGUGGGAUGAUGACCUGAGUGAGCAGCCUCCACCCUUUCAACCUGCGAGGACGUCUCCGUUAGUGGAACCAUCAGAAGUGGCUGUGAACUAUCAAAUGAGAGAAGCAGCACCGGACGAGCGUUCUGGCCACUCUUCACCAGAUGAGCAAGUCGAAUCUGAGUUACGAACCCCUGUCAUUCUGGCCAAACCUGCAACUGCCCCUAAACCCUAUUCACUGCUAAGAACAGUGCAGGCCACAGCCAAACAGUCUCCCAGCCCUCGGAAGAGCUUGGAGGCUCAGUCUUACACGAAGACCAAUCUAUUGUCAGUACCGGUGGAAAAAAUGUCACGCAGUCAUGAGAAUACACCACCUCCUGUGCCACCAAAACCUAAAUUUAUUUUGGAGUUUCACUCGAAAGGACAGGAGACUCCUCCCCCAGCGCCCCUGUCCUCUCCUCCACCACUCCAGGAGAAGGAAGCAGACUUAACAGCCAUGAGGCCCGAGGAGGAGAUUCAGGUGAGCCUUGCGUCUCAUUUCAUGCACAAGAAGACGGAGAGCAUGGACAGUUCUGUGUCCUCGUCUUCAGAACCUAUAACCUCAAGUGACCUUAAAGCGGUGAGCACGCCCUCGACACCAUGUACUCUCUCCCCCAGGAUGUCUCCGCUGGCUUCACCCAGUCUCAUGCGUGCCUGGUCAAGUUCACCUAACGCUCUUCCAGCAUCUUUAGAAAAAACCAUAAAAAUUAAAAAAGGCAACGAUCAUUUAGGUUUAACUGUUGAAGCUGUUGAUAAAGGAAUCAAUGGCUGCAUUGUAAAGUCCCUUGUUAAAGGUGGCGCCCUUGGCAAAGAUGGCAACAUUAUGGCAGGCGACUUCAUUGUCAGCAUGAACAACGAAACCAUGAGACGAAUAACUAAUGCUCAAGCCCGUGCCAUUUUGAGAAGAGCAUCACUGUUGAGUACAGACAUUAGCAUCACCUAUGUGACGGCAGCUGAUGUGGCAUCAUUUAGAGAAACUUCGUCUGUAGACUCACGUACCCAGAGUCCAACAGCGCAUGCUCUCAUGACAUCACCCAAGAUCUUUCCACGGUAUUACCGUUCACCGCUUUCCACAUCACAAAAAAAAGAACCCCCUGUUUCUUCCCCCAGCAAGACUGGAUUUCAGACAAGCAGCCAUGUGGAGAAUUCCUUGGUAUCGCCGCUUACCAGUGAGAUCCAAGUUAAUGUCAACCAGACUAUUGUGUCAGGCUCUUCCUCGCCAAGUUCACCUCUGCCACCUCCACCACCUGCCAAUUCGCCACCACCAGUCGUCAGCUCACCGCCUCCUCCACCUGUGAGCUCACCUCCACCACCUGCUGCAACUUCACCUCGUCAAAAAUCCCUGGCUGCUGAUGGCUCACCAGCAAUAAGUGAGCAGACCUGGGGACCUGCCAGAGUCAUUCAACUAGAGAGGGACCCUGGCAAAAGUUUAGGAAUAAGUAUUGUAGGUGGUCGAGUAGAUUUAUUUCAGGCUGCCCAGGAGAAUACAAUUUCUGGCAUCUUCAUUAAACAUGUGCUGGAGGACAGUCCUGCAGGGAAAAACGGAACAUUAAAGACUGGGGACCGUAUACUAGAGGUGGAUGGAGUAGACCUUCGAAACGCCACCCAUGACCAAGCUGUAGAAGUAAUACGCAGAGCAACGAAUCCUGUGAAAUUUGUUGUUCAAAAUCUGGUUGAUUCAAGCUGUCCUAGAGAUCUGCAGGAGGCAGAUUCCAAGUCAGUCCAGUCUUAUGACGAAGGCUUAUCUGUGGCUGGCCACAAGAAGACAACUGGCGAUGGGACAGAAGCCAGAAUUUCUAUGCAGGAGAAUGCUUCCUUUACAUUUUCUGAAGUAAAUAACGAGGCAAAGACAGAAGUAAACAACGAAGGGGAAGAUUCUUAUGAGUCGUUGCAGGAGAAGUAUGGAGAGUUGAAUGGUGUGUUACAUGUGGUGGAGCUGCCGCGCAGUAGUGGAGGCCUAGGCAUCAGUCUGGCCGGCAAUAAAGACCGCAGCACGAUGAGCGUGUUUGUGGCUGGCAUCCAGCCCGAGAGCAUAGCAGCCAGAGAUGGACGGGUCCAAGUCGGUGAUGAACUACUCGAGGUAAAUGGUCAGGUGCUUCAUGGCAGGAGCCACCUUAACGCUUCUGCCAUCAUCAAGAGCCUUACAACACCAACUGUCAAGAUCGUUCUGCUAAGACGGGAGGAUUUCCUGGAACAUAUGGCAGUUAAACCUCUGAAAUUAGUGGCAGUUUUGCCCACUCAGGGCUCGGCACCAGAGAGCAGCGUACCAGCACCCCUGGUCCCUCCAGUAACUGAUGACCACAAAAAGGCUGCUGCAAACAUCAAGACUGUAUAUCUGGAAAAGGGUACAACAGGGUUAGGAUUUGCCAUUUGCGAAGCCAUGGAUGAAGGGAAGCUGGGAAUAUUUGUGAAAAAUGUUACACCUGGAGGUGUUGCAGCAGAGGAAGGGACACUGAAAGUGGGAAACCAAAUCCUGGAGGUUGAUGAAACUUCACUGAUUGAUGUUCAUUAUGAUAAGGCAAUUGAAGCAUUGCGGCGAACCCAUGGAACAGUAAAACUAAAAGUGCUUGAUAACGGGCAUGCCUUACCUGAAACGUCCACUCCACCCCAAGGUGUCAUCAAAUUUAACGCUGUUCCAGGGGAGUCUACUACAGACCCAGUUGAGUCUGCAAGCACAACACAGUUGCCUCCCCCUGAUCCAAAAACCUGUACUAUAGAGCCAGGCCGAGAAGUUCAGAUAGAGAUAGAGAAGGGCACCUCUGGGCUGGGAUUGAGUAUUGUUGGAGGUGCUGAUACAUUGCUGGGAACUAUAAUCGUUCAUGAAGUUUAUGCUGAUGGUGCUGCGGCAAGAGAUAACCGCCUUAAACCUGGGGACCAAAUCCUGGAGGUGAAUUAUGAAGACUUACGUGAAGCCUCACAUGAUCGAGCCAUCCAGGUUUUAAGACAAACACCUGCUAAGAUUCAAAUGGUUGUGUUUCGGGAUGAUAACCAGUUGAAGGAAGAGGACUUAUAUGAUAUUUUCACCGUGGAAUUAGUGAAAAAGCCUGGCAAAGGGCUUGGAAUCAGUAUUGUUGGAAAGAGGAAUGACGUAGGAGUGUACAUAUCAGAUGUGGUGAAAGGUGGUGCUGCAGAGGCUGACGGGCGACUGGUGCAGGGAGAUCAGAUACUGGCUGUGAAUGGCAAUGACUUCCGCAGUGCCACACAAGACUAUGCAGCUGCCAUGCUCAAGACAAUAAUGGGCAAAGUGUCAUUAACAGUGGGGAGGUUAAAAGCUGGCUCAAGAGCCUCAUCAAGAAGAAAUUCUGGUACGGGAACAGGUCUCCGUAAAUCUGAUUCCAAUGUGAGCAACAAACUGCGAGGGAAAGCUGCUAAAGGUGAAGACAAACUUGUCCAUGGGAAUACAGUGCGGGUUGUCCAGCUGAAUCGGGAUGAGUCUGGCUCGCUGGGGUUGAGUAUAGCCGGUGGUGUGGGUAGCCCCCUGGGAGAUGUACCUAUUAUGGUGGCCAAUCUUAACCCCACUGGACCUGCUAAUCGCUCACAAAAACUGAAGGUUGGAGAUCAUAUUUUAAGUAUAAAUGGAGAGUCAACAGAAAACAUGACGUUGGAUCAGGCAGUUGCUUGUUUAAAGAAUGCUGCUGGACCAAUAAAGAUGCGGGUAACCCACGGUGAGGAGACCACAGUGAGUGUUAGUGGUCACUCAAGCAAACCAGCUAGUAUAGAUGCAGGCAAUAAACCAUCUUAUGAUGUCGCCACAUCUAAUGACUUUCAGGAGGACUCGUCUGAGCUCCAGUGCAAGACUAUAAUCCUGAAUAGAGGUGCUGAUGGUUUGGGAUUUUCUAUCGUCGGUGGCCACGGAAGUCCUCAUGGAGAUUUGCCAAUCUAUGUGAAAAACGUGUUUUCGAAAGGAGCAGCAGCAGAAGAUGGGACACUGAAACGAGGGGACCAGAUUAUGGCUGUGAAUGGGGAGAGUUUAGAAGGCUUGACACAUGAGCAGGCUGUUAGCAUAUUGAAGCAGGCCAGCGGUACAGUGACUCUUAUGGUAUUGUCUUAGUGAGGUUGUAGACCUCCUUGAGGUUACAGUCCUCGUACAAGAGUCUGUUUUCCUUAAGGUUUACAGUCCUGCUGAGGCUGAUGUCCGGCUGACUGUAAUGUCCUGGUGAGGCUUAAGUGCUGGUAAAGUAACUGCCCUGCUGAGGCUAAUAUUCUGGUGAGGUUACAGUCAUGCUGAGGCUGAUGCCCUGAUGGGGUUAAUAUCCUGCUGAGGCUGUGGUCUUGAUAAAGCGGAUGCCCUGGUGAGGUUGAUGUCUUAUUGAGGCUAAUGCCCUGGUGAGGUUAAUGUCCUGGUGAGGUUGAUUUCCUGGUGAGGUCAGUAUCCUGCUGAAGCUAUAGGUGACAGUGCAGUGUCACUCUGAGGGGCAUGUCCACUAGCCCCCAAGAGUGCGUUGUGUAAUAUCAUCACAAAAAGUCACCCAGGGCUUUAUCACCUUGCUGCUUUGUAUUUUGAGUAGCUUUUGCAAUUCUCAAGCUUCCUCUUUCAUUGACGACAUCAAACAGAAGUGUAUAAAAUGUUUUAGUUAACUUUUUAUUAUCUCCUUUUUUCUAAGUAGAAACCAAGAUUCAUGCUGUUGCCAUGGUUACAGCAAGCUUACUAUAUAUAGAGCAUCAAGUUUUUGUGAAGAUAAUUCAUCACAAAUUCGGACUAAGCCAAUCAUUAUUUUUGUUUGAUGUUUGUUUUACUAAUAAUAUGGCAAUAAUAUGUACUGUUUGUCUUUGAGUGGUGUCCGUUAAAAUCAAAUACAUGUAGUAGGCUAAAGAUUUGAAUUCAUCCUGGAAAAUGCAAGGAUGUGUUGGUGUCCCCAGUAUGCAUGAGUGUAUGUGCACCUGGAAACUAGAUCACAUUAUCCCACAGUUUGUUUUUCUUUUCUUGUAUAUCUUUUCUAUGUAUUAUAUUUAUUAAUAACACAUAUCGUAAGUGAUUAUUUUUGGUUAUGGAAACAUUUUACAUGCUUGUAUUUUAUUUUUGGCCGGUUGUGCCCCUGUGGUAUUAUGGUUGUGCUUUUAUCUUUAUGACUUGUGUUGAAGUUACCUUUUUACUUUUAUCUUUGUCUACAUAUACAUGCGAAAUUUUGAUUUUUAUAUUCAGUGUGUUAUCAUUUCAAAGAGAUAUGGAUGUAUAGUACAAGCUUUGGCAUGUGUGUCCAUGGUGAUGUGAAAUAUCUUGUUCAUCAAAUCACACUUACAGGAGGACAAUUUGAUUGGGGCCAGUGUCGAUUUCAUGAAGCUCACUUAGCUAAGUUUGCCCUUAACUACCAUGACAACGUAUGUUGUAGAAAUAUAAAGUGCACUUAGCUAAGGGCUACUUAGCAUUAAGUAUGCUUCAUGAAACAGGCGCCAGAUUAUAUUUAAGAAGAAACAUGGAGCUCUCAGAAAAGAUGAGGAAGUAGGCUGGCUUAGAAGUCUUCAGAUUUUAGCAUAUCCCUUGUUAUAUAACCACUCAUAGAACAGCCCAGGUUAGUUUAUUGCUGCUUUUAACUAAUGUAGAUUUUUGUACUGUAUUAAAGACCUAUAGCAUUUAGUUCAACGACAAGCAUGACAAACAAUGCAGCAAAAAUGAAGUACAUUGUAGUCCUUGUAACCCACCUUAAAAUUCAAACUUCUCUCUGCAUUUGAUUCAGUGAAAAAUACCUAAUGCAAUACUUAACUUUUUGCUUUCUUUGAUGUUAGGAAUGUUAGCGGACAGUCCUAAUGCCUUUUAAGCAGGGGUGAAGAUGCACACCAACAAAUAUAUCUGUAGAAAACCGGUUAUGUUUGUAAUUUCACCAUAAGUUUAGGAGUUUUUUCAAGUGCAACAUUUUGCUUGAUUGUGAUGGAUGCAUCCACCUAUAAUAUUGGGCCAGCGAUUUUUUUUUUAUGAAGUUUGAUUGAGCUAUGACUAACAGUUAAGUUUUGGGAUCAAAAGUAUCAUUUAUGUGCUUUUGAAAGUCCAUUUUUACAUACCAGACUUAGGGCGAAAUACAGUGUCCAUGCAAGGUUAGUUUAAAGGGCUUUGGAAAAGAGCCAAAUGGUUCGCUUAGGUUGGAAUCUGACUAGUGGUAUUAAUUAUUUGGCACAAGAAAACUGCAAAUACUUAAGUCAGCUUAUUUAUAUAACAUGUUUUUCUUAAUGAUAUCUAGUAAAAGUUAUUUACUCAUGAGCAGCGGAGGUCUGAGGGACAGCCAGAAAGAAUUGGCAUGACUGUUUAACAGUUCCUGUCCAUACAGGCUGUUUCCAAGGAGUGUAAAAACCCAUCAUUGUGUGCUGUUAUACUUCUGUGCGUGUGGACUGUCUCUGGGGUGUACAUACACAACUAGCUGUACAGAAGCGGUGAUCGUGGGUUUCAGAACUCGGCUUUCUCGGACCAUAAUGCUGGUUGAGGGCGUAUAAGUAAAAUAUUCUUGAGUACGAUGUAAUACUCCAUCCAGUCAGAUAAAAAAAUAGAUAUACAGAGACAGAGAUGUGUUACAGGAAAAAUGAAGUAGUCCACUGCUUAGGCAGACUUGUUUUAGUCAGGUAAUGUUCCCCAUCACUGUUUGCUGCAUUGGUCUGGUAUUCUAGGACAGUCACAUUUUCACACCUGCAACCAUUUGCCCAGACUUCACAUGCACUGGGUAUUUUUAGAUGGGACAAGUAAGACAAUUUUUGUUGUUGUUUUGUUUGUUGUAUUCACAUAUCCAUAUUAAUUUUUGUUUUUCUUCGUAGUAUGCCAAUAAUAGCAAGGUUGUGAUGAUCAUAUUCAUUCCGUUUUGUAUUACCCUGGAUCUACACGUAUGUUAUUUAAUAGCGGACAAUUGUAUAAGCGGUGACUACACACUCUGCACCCUCCCCUUUAAAUGUUUACACAAUACUGUUUCACCAUAUUCAGAUUUUAUUAUUACCUAGAUUGUUAAACUUGCAUGGCGUGAUCCUGUAAACUGAUGAAAGUGGAUGAUUGUAGAAUGAAAGGUGUUGUUGAACGUGUAUAAAAUAAUACCAAUAAUUUGAACAAUUCAGAUCCAGGCCCAUGUGUUAAAAAGUUAAAAGAUUUUUCAUGUCGUCACUAUGAUUUUAAUGUUGUUUUAUACUCAUCUGUAUCACGUCUAUCAUACCUAUCUGGUGCAAAGCCUUCCACCUCGCUUAUGUUUAGCAAGUUGUUUAAUUUUUAUAAAUAAACUGCUUUUCUUGAGAAAAAAGUGAAUUCAGAAAGUGUGUUGCAUGUUAUUUUUUUCUGUUUACUGCUGUGUUCACUGUCUGUGAUUGGCCUAAACAUGCAUGGCUACACUGAUUUGAAACAGAGUUGACGGCAUGAGAUAUACCCAGAACUUGCUAGUUACACAACGGAAUCUACAGUAUUAUGAACAAAUUUGGCAAAUAUACCCAUUUUCUUUAAGCCUAAUAACAACAUAUUAGGGAAACAAAAUUUCACCAGAUUAGCUAAAAAAAUCAUGUACACAUUGCAUUACACUCUUGUGGUUUACUCUUUUUUCGGGUUGUUUGAAUGAAAUGCCGUAACUUAAAAGUGAUAUAAUAUUGUUUUUUCUGCAAAUAUUGACAAACAUAUUAAAUACACACAUGUAAGAAAUGACAGUUAACUUCUGAUUAUCAUAAGUUCUAUGAAAAUUCUAUGAAAUAUAAUGCAACAAAACUGUGCAAUGUCACUUUUUUAAAUCUAACCAUUCCGAAAGUUUUUACGAAAUCCUCAUGUUAAGACAAUUGCAGUGACAUUUCUUUGAGAUGGACAGGAAUUUAUGCCAGUCGGCCAUAAAGGAGGUGGUAACUCCCGAGAAAGACACCACUACAUAGCUGUACUAUUAAUGCCAUGCACAGAGUUGUUAACUUAUUGCUGUGCAGCCAAAUGUAGAACAAAUGGUACUUCAAAACAUCAACUUUAAAUGACUUACCCUUUAAGUUAAGGUGAUUAUCUAGUGAAGCUUAAGGAUAAUGCAUAGAUGGUUUAUUUGUACUUCUAUAAAAAAAAAAAACUUGUGUGCAAUAAAGUGUGACCUAUUUUUACUCAGUGAAUCAAGUGUGACCUAUUUUCAGUGUAGGCGAAUCAGGCAUGUGACCUAUUUUCAUUGUUGAUGAAUUGUCAUGUCCUGUUUCUACUUAGUGAAUCAACUGACCUAUUUUCACCGUAGGUCAAUCAUCAAGCCCGAGACAUGUUCACAGUUGGUGAACCAAGUAUGACCUAUUUUCACUAUAGGUAAAGGAUUUGUGCCCAGUCUAAAAUUAUCUCUUAAAACCAGCCCUAGACAGAAUACUAGGGCGCAUCAGAAAUUUCUCAGAUUGCUCAGCUGCUGUAAUAUUUCCCUGUAUGCUUCCUUCACUGUGUACAUGUAGGUUCAAAGUUUUACUCGUGCAGUCAGCAUUCGUUCUAUUUUCGUUUUUGGAUGUUUGCUGUGUCUAAGGUCUUCAUUGUGUGUUGCUUCCAUAUAGUCUUUUAAUAACAUUACAUGUGUAUGUGCCACAAUGUUUUUUGAUUCUUGAAAGUUGAUUGAGGUACAUGUUAUCUACUUAUCGUUCAUUAGUGUUAUUCAAAACCAGUAUGUCAAAUAUUCAUCAACCAGUGCAACGAUGAACGGCAUUGGUCUACACUAAUUUCCAUCCUGUUGUAAUAAGGUGGACUGUACCCUCAGAUACUGACAUGAUGCCACGCUCACCCACGUACCACAGUUGGUCAGCGAGGCUCUUUAAUUCAUUCAAAUUUUUCGUUAAUUUUGUCUAUGCAAUGUGACAGCAAGAGAGACGACUCCAGACAUAUGUUUUAGUUUUAACGUACUCCAUUUUUACAAUAGCUGUGAUGAUACAAUCCCUACAUUCGAACCACGUUCAGAUAUUUGUGAUGAACAUUAUAGAUCUUUUUUCUACAGGUGGUGCCUCUUGUUGCAUGUGCUAAUUUCAUUGCACACUUGUUGCCAUUAGUGUGCCAUUUUCAUUGCACACCUGUUGCCAUUAGUAAACAGCCAGGUGUGAAUAUCCUGGCUUUAUUUCAUUUAUUCAGACUGUUACUGUAAAUGGAGUUUAAAAAACAAAUUAUGUUGUUAUUCUCUAAUAUAAAGACGUAUAUAAGGGUGACUUGUAUUGUUGCAUAAACUUAACUGUAAAUUAU